Zychaea mexicana is the source of this 1206-nucleotide messenger RNA. RefSeq lists its product as uncharacterized. Lineage: Eukaryota; Fungi; Mucoromycota; Mucoromycetes; Mucorales; Lichtheimiaceae. The coding region runs from base 1 to 1206 and encodes 401 amino acids. The transcript is spliced from 5 exons. The record is from RefSeq and is a predicted model, not a curated record.
AUGAACCCUCCCGAACAACCUACAAACAACAGCGGUCAGCCUAGUAGCUCUGGUGCGAAAACAAUUUCACCAAAAGCAAGUUACGGUAACAUUGCGCAAUUAUGGGUCGGCGACGGCGCGCCAGGCUUUGUAACAUGCCCGCAAUGCCAAUAUGUUGAAGGCGUCUUGAACUUCCAUCGCCAUUUCGUUGACACUUGCAAUGCCCUUCUUGAUCCUGCAACACCGCAAGAAAGCCGGUCCAUGUCACCAACAUUGCCUGCUCAACAACCUCGUUCUGCCCACCGCCGCGCACAUCCACAAUAUCUAGCUUUACACGCAGUAGCAGCGCCAGCAGUGGUCCAGCAACAGGUUCAGCAACAGCAGCCCGAGCUACAGCUGGGAGCGAUGGACGUUGAUGAACAACAAGAACGGCAACAGCAAUCGCCAGAGCAACAACCGGUACUAAUGGAUGUUGACAACGAUGAAGAAGCGCCAAUGGCUCAUGAGCGUGCUGCUUUGAUUGGCAGAUUGGGUCUUAUUAUUGACCGUACGAGUGGCCUGCUUUUCUGUUCCAACCGGAACCACGAUAACCGAUAUGUGUUUAUUCCAACGACUGAAGCAUAUAGCCAUAUCCAGUCAGCCCAUCGUAUGCUCGCUCCCAGUAUUAAUCAAUACUCGCAAGAAGAAUUCACCAAUCUACUGUAUGCCCAAGGUGCCAAAGGAGUUGAUGUGACAAACAAAUACCGGUAUGCACAGCAUCUUACCACCGAACUGCUUCCUCGCGUUGGUGUACUUGGUGAUCCUGAGCCUGGAUUCGCAUGCAACCAUUGUGGCUACUACUGUAAAGCGGCAGCAACACGUCGUCAUCACCAUUGUCCUGUCUCAUCCACCGGAUCCUAUGAUGAACGUUUCAGCCGCUGUCUGGUGCAAAAACUCGGUGCACGUCAAGAUAUGCCAUAUUUUGGCGUCUUAUCCAACAACAUCAACAUCGAGAGUAACAACCGCCUACUUUCUACUGCCCCAGAUGUUCUUCGUGCCGCAUUGCAGCGUUGUGCUAGUGAGAACAUGAACGUCUUGCAGCAUUAUGGCGUUCAGCACCUAAAUCGCGAGCCCAACACGGCUGAGCGCCGUGCAGUUGGACGCUUCCACGAGAUUAUAAAUCUAUGUCGGACACGUUUAAGCAGGGGAAAGCAAAAUGACAAUGACAAACUCUUUUUGGAAGAGUGA